Mucor velutinosus is the source of this 1092-nucleotide messenger RNA. RefSeq lists its product as uncharacterized. Bases 1 to 1092 code for a protein of 363 amino acids. Gene Ontology annotation, molecular function: O-acyl-L-carnitine transmembrane transporter activity. Gene Ontology annotation, biological process: carnitine transmembrane transport; mitochondrial transport. Lineage: Eukaryota; Fungi; Mucoromycota; Mucoromycetes; Mucorales; Mucoraceae. Gene Ontology annotation, cellular component: mitochondrial envelope. The transcript has 4 exons. The record is from RefSeq and is a predicted model, not a curated record.
AUGUCUCAACCAGACGACACUAGGAAGAUUCAUCCUCUACCAUUUGAAUCAAUCUACAAGGAAGUUUUGUGGGCAAACAGAACUGUGAUUGCAGCAUCAAGCGCUGCCGUCGUUGGUGUAGUCUCUGGAUAUCCUUUUGACUCGAUCAAAACAAGGCUACAGACGCAGCAUUAUGACUCAAUAGCAGCUUGCGUCAAACAAACCUAUAAUGAGGAAGGUGUACGAGGAUUCUUCAGAGGUGUCAUACCACCGUUGAUCACUGUCAGCAUCAUCAAAUCCAUCUCAUUUUCAGUGUAUGAGAACUCAAAGCGGUACUGCAAAGUGCAUUAUCCAGCUAUAUUCGACCAAAACACCAUGCUAUCGACCAUGGGCGUAUCAACUCUGGCUGGCUCCGUGAGUGGUGCUUUCAUUGCCACACUGAGCUGUCCAUUCGAGCUCGUCAAGGUACAAAAGCAACUGGAAUUCCUACUAUUGCAGGCUAGCAGUAUCUCUGGAGGCGUCACUGUGAUGCCUUUUCAAAACGAGAUCAAACCCACCAUUAUCAACAAGACAACGGUAGGCGCUGGUCUGCCAGUCAAACCAAUCGCCACACCACCCAUCAUCAUCAAAAGGCCAUCGCCGCCCUCCUACACUUCGACAUCCAGCUGGCAUUCGGCUAGAGAGAUACUGAAAAAGAAGGGCAUCACUGGGAUUUACAGCGGAUUCAGUCUACACCUGGUGCGAGAUACGAUUGGAACAGGUGUUUACUUUGGAGGUUAUGAGACUACAAAAUAUAUAUUAAGUGGCAAUAAAAGUGCAUCAGCAGGACCCUUAACGCAAUUUUUAGCUGGAGGUAUAUGUGGCAUCAUGUGUUGGAUUGUGGUCUUCCCGCUUGAUUUAGUGAAAACAUUGAUCCAGAAAGAGAUUCUGUUGCCCAAUCCAACUUAUAAGAAUGCAAUGGCGUGCGUGCGAGACAUCUAUAAGCAGAAUGGAUUGAGUGGAUUCUACAGAGGCAUUACAGUGACGCUGAUACGUGCAUUUCCGAUACACUCGCUGAACUUUUUGGUGUACGAACAGACGCUCUUGUUGGUCAAGCACAUUCAUCAAAAGUGA